Molecule: messenger RNA, 5825 nt
Organism: Micropterus salmoides (largemouth bass)
Lineage: Eukaryota; Metazoa; Chordata; Actinopteri; Centrarchiformes; Centrarchidae
Product: RNA-binding protein MEX3B
Exons: 5
Coding region: 446-2425 (659 amino acids)
Molecular function (GO): RNA binding
Source: RefSeq, a predicted model, not a curated record
UUAAAGAGAGGGGGAUAAAAUAGUGCCCCGCAGACUGACAGACACAAUAGCAGUGACCCAGUGGCUUCGCGUUGAUGCUCUCCCCCUUGCUGCAUGUGGCCUUUGAACCCAUUGUUGUGUCGCGGGUGACGUCAGUGCCGUGUGCGGGAGACGGAGCGGCGUGCGCCUGGCGAGACAAAGGCGGCGGACCGACCGGGGUCAGGCAGCAGCAGCAGAGAGCCGAGAAUCACCACUGUGUUUUUUUAACUAAAAGCCUGCUGGUUAGCUAACCCGCUAGCUCACAGCACUGGUCUCCUCCUCCUCCUGGCUGCUUCUCAUCUUUCCCUCAAGAGCUGGGCGACACGCGAAGAGAGGACCUCGUCGACAAAGGCAAGAUACAAAGAGGGUGCGCUCACUCCCAACAAAACAGGCAUCCGUGAUCUGAUGUGAGAUCCACGGAGAGACUAUGCCUAGCCCUUUAUUCCACCCCGAGAUUAUGGACCACGACGUGGUGAUCAGCAGCCAGCACAACGGGGUUGGUCUGCCCCGAGAGACAGACCAGGAGUCCCGGGAAGAGGACCACCAAGAGGCGCUCCGUUUCGCCCUGGACCAGCUGUCACUCAUGGCCCUGGAGAAGGUGGACUGUGGGGGCGGUGGUGGUGUAGGCGGCGGGCUGGUCGACACUCUGGAUGGGACCCAGGGUCCGGGCUCUGACGGCUGUAACGGCGUGGGCGGAGGGGGCUACGUGGAUCUACAGAUGCUGGAGCAUCCCAGCGGGUCCCGGGACUCGCCGACGUCCUGUUCUCCAUCCCCGGAGUACUACGGCUCAGGCGGGUACCACAUGGCCGGCUCGCACCCGAUGCUCCACGGGGAACAAAGCUCCGUCCUCUGCAGCAGGAAAAGAAGUGUCAACAUGACUGAAUGUGUGCCUGUCCCCAGCUCUGAACAUGUGGCCGAAAUCGUGGGGAGACAAGGCUGUAAGAUCAAGGCCUUGCGUGCCAAAACAAAUACCUACAUAAAGACUCCAGUCAGAGGUGAGGAGCCAGUGUUCAUCGUGACAGGACGCAGGGAGGAUGUGGAGAUGGCCAAACGCGAAAUUGUCUCUGCGGCUGAGCAUUUCUCUAUGAUCCGGGCGUCCCGCUGCAAAGCCGGAGGGUCUGGAGGAGGAGGCAGCGGCGGCAGCUCUCUUCCUGGACCUCCACACUUGCCUGGACAGACCACCAUACAGGUGAGGGUGCCCUACAGAGUAGUUGGUUUAGUUGUUGGACCAAAGGGAGCAACUAUCAAGCGCAUCCAGCAGCAGACUCACACCUACAUCGUGACACCCAGUCGAGAGAAAGACCCGGUGUUCGAGGUGACCGGCAUGCCGGAGAACGUGGACAGAGCAAGAGAGGAGAUCGAGACCCACAUCACGCUGCGAACUGGGACCUUCGUAGACCUGCAGGGAGACAAUGACUUCCACACCAACGGCACUGAUGUCAGUCUAGAAGGCCUGGGCGCCCUGAGCGGAGGACUGGGGGCAUCUCUGUGGUCCAGGGCUACUGGUCACCAUUCUGCCCCCCCACCUCCUCCGCCCUCCCCACCUCCCCCUCUUCCCAUGUCCAUGCACCACUCCUCCAGCCGGAAGAUGUCCUCCUCGGUCGCCUAUCACACGCACAACGGUGGGAUGAGCUCAGACAACUUCAGCGCCACUCGCAAGGCCAACGAGAGAGGCAGCCCUACCAGCCCUUUUAGCACAGGCUCCAGCAGUGCUGGUGGAGGAUUCACUUUUGGGGGCGACUCCACCCCAGGGCUGGCUUCCUCAGAUGAGCUGGGCUUUGAGUUCACCGCUUCCAACAUCUGGGCACCUUUCGUCAACGGUGGAACAGGCAAUAAGACGGCCAGCGCCUCCCAGCAGCAGCCUCUGCGUCGCAACAGCAGCGGUCUGAGCGGUGGCGCCAUCACUCCACGAUUGUCUCCAACUCUGCCUCAGGACACGGGCGUGGGCCCGCUGGAUCACCCGCUGGCCCGUCGUGCCCAGAGCGAUCCCCUCAGCACUCUCUCCUGGCUACAGUCUGGCAGCGCAGGAGGCGGCUCCUUCUCUGGGGCGUCAAGCUCCAGCUCUGGCGGCUCGUCGACCGGUUACUCCUCCUGCUCGGCGUCCUCUCUGCCAGGCGGCUCGCCCACUGACUCCGAGGGAGGCGGCAGUGCCGUGGGUCUCAGCUCUGGGAUGCUGAGCCGGCUGAAAGGCGGCUCAGGCCCCGGGGUCACAGGCCUGGUCGGCAUCAGCCCCGGGAUCAACAGGGACUGCUUUGUGUGUUUCGAGAGCGAGGUGACAGCAGCCCUGGUGCCUUGUGGCCACAACCUGUUCUGCAUGGAGUGUGCCGGGCAAAUCUGCCAGUCAGCUGAGCCGGAGUGCCCCGUCUGUCACACCCCCACCACACAGUGCAUCCGCAUCUUCUCCUAAUGCUCCGACAGGAAGGGUGGGGGGUAAAUAUGGGAGAGGAGACUGGAAGAAGACUGCAGUGGGGCACCAGCUGUGGCGGAGGAGAUGGAAAGAUUCACACUAAUAACUUUCACACACACGAUGGACCAUAAUAAAUGCAUUAAUAGAGAUGACGAUACUAUACGGAUGUUGAUUUAUUGCUGAUAACUGUCAAGAUUAAUAAUAACAAUAAUAAUAAUAAUGACUUAUUUUCAGAGUGAAGUUAAUUGAAACUGGUCUGCAGGCGGUUGGGGCUCAGACAGUCUCUCGGUGGUGAACUUACGGAUGGAAACUAGUGUCUUAUCUCUCUUCAGGCCUUCAUUUUGACUCGGAGCAGCCUGCACCGCUGGCCGCUGGUCUGUCUCGACAUUUCUUCAUUCUGGCUUCUUCAGAUCUCUGCCUGCUUUCUCUCACACAGCCUUUCCUUUAGACACUUUUGUACUUAACAGAUAUUUUUCGAUGAAGCUGUCAAUGAGGCCUGCACUUUUCUACUCCUUAUUUCAAUGUCCUUGACAGGACGCAAACUGUUCCAACAAAUCCCUCGCUUUCUCUCUUUGCUCUCACUCAUGCUGUUGUUUGUCGCGGGAAGCGGCAGAGUUGCUAUUUUUCUGUAAGCUUGGAACUUUUAAAAAGGUCGGUGUGUAGUCAGGCACCCAGCAGAGCAACACACCCAAGGGACCUCUUACGGAUGAAUUCCUCUUUGUCGUUGCCACACGUAAUUUAGCCAUCAGUAAUGCCAAAUGAACGCUGUUAAUCACCAUCUCUUAAUUCUUGAUCAAAUUUGGAUGAGUCUGCCCCACAUUUAAAAUGUGGCCACUGCAUUGAUUCAGAUAAAUUAACCUUUAACAGGUGAGAAAUGCUCCAUUAGUGAUCUGUAGGAAUCUGUCUGAGGUCAGUGCUCUGAACGUUUGGGCUGCCUGACCAUCCCUUUACAUUUCUCUAUCUGUGUGUGUGUGUGUGUGUGUGUGUGUGUGUGUGUGUGUGUGUGUGUGUGUGUGUGUAAUGCCCACUCAUGCUGUUGUUCACAUCUGAGUCAUUGUGUGCCCUCGCAGUGAGAAGGUCUGGUUUCUGCCACUCUCCUUCACUGUCAGGUCAGUCUUAUGGGAAGGUGAUGCUCUGAUCCAUCCACAUUUUUCCUCUCACAUCUUCCGUCUGUUACACUUAGAUCGACUCAUUUAGUGUUUUCUACUAGGUUUUUUUCCUUUGACUCUUGACUGUCAAGCGUGUGGCUCACAGACAUAUUUUCAACUCUAGGAUAAGAUAGGGCUUUUCUGAUGUCACACAUGAAUGUUUUGUCCAGUAAGGUUAAGGAGAGGUGGCUCCUCCACCCACAUGAACCAAUAACAAAGGGGCUCAACUGAACCAUUUGUUAUUUUCUUUUUUCUUUUCAUGCACUGUAACUCCCGGCCCCUCCUAAAAAGAAAAAAAGAAGAAAGAAACAGCUCUUACUGUUUUUGUUUUGGUCUUCCACCCCACUCUCACAGCAAAGCUGUAUGGCACUCUCAGAUGACACUCUGUCACGCCCAUAUAACGCUGUACUCCUGGAUAAAUGUGGUGCACUACAUGGUUAGUUGUUUGAGAUUUGUCCUUUGUUUCAUAGCAGUUCCAAGUAACUCGACAAGGCGGUUGCAUCCUGUUUUGUGUUUUUAAAAAGAAUUCAGUGUGAGUUUGCAGUAACUGCCUCCUAUAGUGUUAAUACUGUACGUACGAUUUGGGCGAUGUCGGUGUGAUGGUACACGGUUGCCAUCAGUGGCCCUUUUAUUUUAUUUUUUUAAACAUAGAUGGAAUCAGCUCAUAGAAUGAGAAAAGCCAUGACCCAACAAAUUAAAAUGACACACCUAACUCUCAAAGGGCUUCCUCUGACUGCACAGACACAUGAUCACAUUUUCAGGCUCACGCAGUAGGUAGAAUCAACUUAUCCUUUAUGGCAGCUAGUAGCUAGGUCAUCCAGGGCUUCCAGACACUCUCUGUGUUCAAAUCCCAGCAGCUGCAGAAUGUUUUGCUUGUUGUUUUUAAUGAGUUGUUUUUUAAAUUACAAUUGUCCCCACACACACACAAACGCACAUCACAUUCGGAUCCUGUUGGUAGAGUGUAGGGCGUUGCAGUCACAGUGUGUCCUUGUCCCUGGACACAGUCGCAGAUCAGGACGGGUUGUAGGGUUUUAAUACCAUGGAAAAAAAGGGUAACUCUACUUGAGUAUAUAGUUGGUAAAAAUGGGCAGGUCUGCUGCUGUGCUUUGGUGCUCCAGCCAGUACGAUGUUAAACUUAUUUGCUGUGUGACUGUUCGUUUGCUACUUUAGGUGACAUGGGCAGUAGCUCCACAGAGGAAUCUAACAAGGCGCUGUCCUGGUUGAGCACAGCAGUACACUAAUUCAUGUGUCCACACGUGUAGUAAAAAAUCUGCCCAGGAGCUGAAUUGGUAGUCUUUGUGAAGACUAUCCCAUGGUGCUUUGGUGCAACUCCCUACUGAAACACGGUGAUGAACAAACCCAGUUGGUAGUGGGGUAGACCUCUUUGUUUUGUUUUUCUCAGACUAAAGUUCUCCAGUGCUCUGUAGACCUGACAUCCCUGUUCUCGUUCUCGCUGGAACGUGCAGUCCAUCCCCUCGCCGGGCUCUGAUGUCAAGCGUCGCAUUUCGUCUCUUACCCGCGCACACUCCGAACAGAUGCAGGGCUGUGAAUGUGUCUGAACGAACAGAUCAGUCGUGACCGUUGUGAGAGUCUGUUGAGGCCAAACUUCAAACCGUCCCAAGUGGACGUGUUAACGGAAUAAAAUGUGGUGUUUGCCAGAUUGGUCUCAUGUAAAUCCUGGUGUUGCACUGGGAUGUUUCUGGCUAUUGAGAGAAUGUUAGGGUUUAAUGUACAGUAGUUUAAUUGUUUAAAAAGGUACAGAAUUUUUCAGAUUGACUGCUGAUUUUUAUUUUUUUUUAGCCAAACGUGUCCCCCUCCCCCAUUUCCUUCCUUAAGGUUUGAAAACAGGGUUUCCUGAGGCAUGCUAACCAGUGACCUCUGACCUUUUUUUUUUGUGAUUAGAGGGGAGGGGGUGCGAAGAGAGCCUCGCCAGUAAGGGGUGACAGACACCCCUCAAGCCUCCGCUCUCCUAUUUUUUUGCUUUAAUUCUCUUUGUAUGCAGAACCAAAAUGUAAAAGGUCAGCAAACUAGGUUGCAGGCCUGACCUGUGUGUGUGUGUGUGUGUGUGUGUGUGUGUGUGUGUGUGUGUGUGUGUAUAUAUACCCUGAAUACAAUCAUUGGGAUCUUGUUUUCAAAAAGCAAAAUGACUUAAUUGAAGAUAAGUGUAGUUUCUAAAGAACAUGUAUCAUUAUUUGUAAGUUAACCAUCUGCAUGUCUUCAAGCCACCUGGCAUUAGUUAAUAAUUUUUAAAA